UCUACAACGCCGGCGACAAUGGCCACCGGGAGCCUCCGCUCUCCGGCCCCCCUCCUCCCCCUCCUGCUCCUCCUGCUCCUCCUCCUCCUCGCCGCCGCCGCCCCCGCCCCCGCCUCCGCCGACGACUCCGCCGUCAUGUCGGCGAUCCUCGCCGCCCUCAAGCCGCCGGGCUGGUCCUCCGGCCAGGCCUACUGCAGCUGGAAUGGCGUCAACUGCGACUCCUCCUCCCGCGUCACCGGCAUCAGCCUCUCUUCCGCCUCCCUCUCCGGCACCCUCCCCUCAGAUCUCUCCUCCCUCUCCCAGCUCCAGACCCUGUACCUCCAGAAGAACUCCCUCUCCGGCGCCGUCCCUUCCUUCUCCGGCCUCGCCUCCCUCCGGUUCCUCUACCUCGACAACAACAGCUUCACCUCCGUCCCCUCCGGCGCCUUCCAGGGCCUCACCAGCCUCCAGACCCUCAGCCUCAGCGACAACCUCGACCUCGACCCCUGGCCGAUCCCGCCGGAGCUCAGCGCCUCCACGUCCCUCGUCACCCUCUACGCCGACAACGCCAACAUCGCCGGCCCGAUCCCGGACUUCCUCGGCUCCCUCCCUAGCCUGGUGUAUCUGAGGGUCUCCUAUAACAACCUCACCGGGCCCCUCCCGUCCUCCUUCAACGGGUCGGCGAUCCAGUACCUCUGGCUCAACAACCAGGCGACGGGGCUGUCCGGCGGCAUCAACGUGCUGGCCGGGAUGAGCCAGCUGUGCCAGGUCUGGCUCCAGAACAACCAGUUCACAGGUCCGAUCCCCGAUCUCUCGAAAUGCGGUAAUUUGUUCGAUCUCCAGCUUAGGGACAACCAGUUCACUGGGGUUGUGCCCGCCUCGCUGUUGGCCCUCCCCAGCUUGCAAAAUGUGUCCUUGGAUAAUAAUAAGUUGCAGGGUCCUGUCCCUAGUAGUAGUAGAAUCAACAUUACUUCUGAUGGUACCAAUAGCUUUUGCAACACUGCGCCGGGCCCUUGUGAUCCACAGGUUGCUACAUUGCUUGAGAUCGCCGGUGCGUUGGGGUAUCCGAUCACGCUUGCGGAUUCUUGGGCAGGGAAUGAUGCUUGCCAGAGCUGGAGUUCCAUUUCUUGCCUUGGGAAGAAUGUGACCACUGUUACUUUCUCGAAGCGGGGGUUUAGUGGGACCAUCUCUCCCGCGUUUGCGAAUCUCACCUCCCUCCGCACGUUGCUGUUGAAUGAUAAUAAUCUGACCGGCUCUAUUCCGAAUAGCUUGACUACACUGACUCAGCUUCAGGUUCUUGAUGUGUCGAACAAUAAUCUCAGUGGGUUGAUACCGGUUUUCCCAGCCUCAGUGAAAUUGACUACUACUGGUAAUCCGUUAAUUGGUAAAUCGAGCUCUGGUGGCGGAAGCCCCGAUUCUUCAGGAACGAAUUCGACUACUGGCGGCUCACCUGGAACGUCAAAUGGUUCUUCCCUUUCAGGCGGUGUGAUUGCUGCUGUUGUCAUAGGCGUCCUUAUUUUCAUUGGGGUGGUGUUGUUUGUCUUGUACAAAUUCUGUUACAUCAACAGACGACACGGUAAAUUUAAUAGGGUGGAGAAUCCUGAAAUCGGGAUGGAAGCAGCUAAGACUGGAGCUGUGAAUGGUGUGAAUGGGCAUGGUGGGCUUCCAAGUGAAUUGCAUAGCCAAAGCAGUGGGGACAAUAGUGAUUUUCCUGUUUUUGAAGGAGGAAAUGUUGCGAUUUCAAUUCAAGUCCUUAGACAAGUGACUCAGAAUUUUAGUGAAGAGAACAUAUUAGGAAGAGGUGGUUUUGGUGUUGUUUACAAAGGGGAGUUGCACGACGGCACCAAAAUUGCUGUUAAAAGAAUGGAAUCCGUGGCAAUGGGCAACAAGGGAAUGAAUGAAUUCCAAGCUGAGAUUGCGGUACUUACAAAAGUGAGGCAUAGGCACUUAGUCGCGCUUUUAGGGUAUUGUAUCAAUGGGGACGAGAGGCUUUUAGUGUAUGAAUAUAUGCCACAAGGGACUCUCACUCAACAUUUGUUCGAGUGGCAAGAGAAGGGGUGCGCACCUCUGACUUGGAAGCAAAGGGUGACAAUUGCUUUGGAUGUUGCUAGAGGAGUGGAAUACCUGCACAGUUUAGCCCAACAGAGUUUUAUCCAUAGGGAUUUGAAGCCAUCGAACAUACUCCUGGGAGAUGACAUGAGAGCCAAAGUUGCUGACUUUGGUUUGGUUAAAAAUGCUCCCGAUGGGAAGUAUUCCGUGGAGACACGUUUGGCUGGAACUUUUGGGUAUCUAGCUCCCGAGUAUGCAGCCACUGGAAGGGUAACUACAAAGGUUGACGUUUAUGCAUUUGGUGUUGUCUUGAUGGAGAUCAUUACCGGUAGAAAAGCAUUAGACGACACCAUGCCGGAUGAGAGGGCUCACUUGGUCACUUGGUUCCGUAGAGUAUUGAUUAACAAGGAAAACAUCCCGAAAGCUAUCGACCAGACUCUCAACCCCAAUGAAGAAACCUUAGAGAGUAUAAUCAAAGUUGCUGAGCUGGCAGGUCAUUGCACUGCUCGGGAACCAUUCCAAAGACCGGACAUGGGCCACGCUGUCAAUAUCUUGGGUCCCCUCGUGGAGCAAUGGAAACCAACUAACCAUGAAGAAGAAGAAAGCUCCGGUAUCAACCUCCACAUGAGCCUUCCUCAAGCCCUGCAAAGAUGGCAAGCUGACGAAGGCACUUCCUCCAUGUUCAACACCAUGUCCUUCUCCAAUACGCAGUCUAGCAUUCCCCCGAAACCUUUGACGUUUCCAGACUCGUUUAGCUCAACUGAUUGCCGGUGAGGAAAGUAAUUGGUCUGGUUGGCCAUGUAAAGUAUCUGUUGAAAUGGGUUGCCAGCGGAAAGAGAAAUUAAGAUGCUCUUGUGAAAAAAGUUGGUUUAAGGCUGUCAAAAAUAGACAAUGCAGCUGGCUGUAUGAGCAAGUGGUCAUGAUUGGUACCGUGCGAUUUUGCUUAGUGUAUGUUUUCCUUCCAAUCCUGAGUCGGUACGAGUUCACCGUUUCUUUUUCCCCCCUUUUGUAUAUGUAUGAUCUUUUCGUUUUUUUUUGCAUUCUUGGAUUUUUUGGGGAAAUGAUUGAUUUGUGGAUUCUUUUCAGAGAAAGCAAUAUUAAAUUUGCCUGGAAUUAUGUUCCUACGCUC
Molecule: messenger RNA, 3157 nt
Organism: Syzygium oleosum
Lineage: Eukaryota; Viridiplantae; Streptophyta; Magnoliopsida; Myrtales; Myrtaceae
Product: receptor-like kinase TMK4
Exons: 2
Coding region: 19-2802 (927 amino acids)
Biological process (GO): protein phosphorylation
Molecular function (GO): protein binding; ATP binding; protein kinase activity
Source: RefSeq, a predicted model, not a curated record